Parascedosporium putredinis is the source of this 672-nucleotide messenger RNA. Lineage: Eukaryota; Fungi; Ascomycota; Sordariomycetes; Microascales; Microascaceae. The record is from the annotation of a GenBank genome assembly.
AUGAUGAAAGCUGGCUUCGCAUGUACCUGCGUCGAUGAUAUAUUACGAGCCACCAAAGCAUUAUCUCUACGUCAUUCGGAAUGGUUGCCUGCGGUAAAGGCGGCCCGCGGAGCCUCCGCCAUAGCAUAUCGCGUCCUUGAGUGUCCACUACUCCAGACGAACAGUGCUGGCGGCGUGGUAGAUCUGGAUCAUAUCGACCAGGUCAUAGUCGUCUUUUGUCCUCUGUUUCUAUUGAUCAUACGAGCAUAUAAUCACGUAGCAGUGUUGAUUGAUAUUGAGACAUCGUCGGCUCAGGAGCACGGAAGACAAAGCCGAUUCGAUCUCGAUUCUUAUGGCGGGCUAUGGGGGUCCCUAGGGAAUGGGAGGAUUAGAUGUGGCAACUAUUACAACGGGCUUCCCAUGGAUCCCCAGCAAUGGAGGCAAAGUCUUCGGACACUUCUGAAAUCAGAUAUACACGGCCUCGAUCUAACGAAGCGGGGUAACGAGGGCAACUCUUAUAUAUACCACCAUAACGGCCUCUGGGACUUUCUGCAGGAAAUGAAAAGCAGACUUUUAGCAGGAAAUCUAACUAUAUUGUUAGACUCCGGCGUCGUCCCGCACAACUCUGAAGUAGAUACUCAACAACUAGUCGAGGUUGUAGAGCAGUUUUUGAAGGAUCUAGUCAUCGCCUAG